AUGUUCUUACAAGUGAAGAAGACUCGUGAGUUGUGGGCAAUGUCGAAAAUCGAUCUCGCGAUUUGGUUGGUUGCGUUCUGGGCAACUGUGAUCUGGGAUGUGGUUCAGGGUCUUGCGAUUGCGAUUGGAUUCGCGUUAAUCACAGUCAUAUUCAGAUCACAAUGGCCAAAGGCAGCGAAACUGGUGCAAAUCGGCGAUACAGAAAUCUAUAAAGACAUACACAGAUAUGGUGUACACACAACAUUUUCACACAUUGUAAUCUUUCGUUAUGAUGCACCAUUACUGUUUUUCAAUAGCGAGAAUUUCAAGGCUCGUGCACUUGAAGAAGUGGAAAAACAAGAAAAUGAACUCAGAAGUGUUGCCCUAUCAGCCAAUUCAACUAGCGACACGGCAGAUGCACCGAAGAAAUCGAAACGUUCCCGAAUAUACGAUUUACCGCAAUUUCAUUUCAUUCGCCGUAAAGAUAAGCACGAAACAGAAAAUAUGGUACGAUACUUGAUUAUCGAUGCGUCUGGCUUCACACAUAUGGAUCAAAUGGGUGUGAAAAGUUUUAAGGAUCUGUCGGCUGAAAUGGCGAAGAGACAUGUAGAAGUCUUAAUUGCAUCUUGUAGAGCAAAAAUUCGUCAGAAAUGUCUGCAGUGUGGACUAUUCGAGAGUCUGCCACGUAAUCACUUCUAUCCAUCAAUUCACGACGCAGUUCUGUACGCCAUUCAUAAAGAUGAAAUUGAAGAAGCAAAGAAGGUCUCUCAAGUGUCUCAAGUGGAUGCGUACUUACAUCGACGUAAAAGCUGUAGCUUAACGUUCAUUGAACGUAAUACGGGACUUCGUGCUUCACUGAAACGAGAUGAUGAAAAUUGUGAUCUAUCAGAUGAAGUGUCAAAGGAAGACUCCGAAUCGUCGUCG
Molecule: messenger RNA, 903 nt
Organism: Anisakis simplex (herring worm)
Lineage: Eukaryota; Metazoa; Nematoda; Chromadorea; Rhabditida; Anisakidae
Source: the annotation of a GenBank genome assembly